Molecule: messenger RNA, 2655 nt
Organism: Hydatigera taeniaeformis
Lineage: Eukaryota; Metazoa; Platyhelminthes; Cestoda; Cyclophyllidea; Taeniidae
Source: the annotation of a GenBank genome assembly
AUGGGGGAUUUGGCAAAUGAUGAUGACAUAUACGAAGGCUUUGAUGCUGUUCCACCAACAUUUGACGCUGGAAGCAUUUUUUCCAGCCAAAAUAUUCAGACCGCCAUAAAAACAGCUAUAAGAGGAAGGAGACCCACGGUAGGCUCAGUUAAGAAAACCAUGCCUUACUUACUUUCUCGCCGUAUUUUACAUGCUCAGUGCUUUGGAAUUUCGGGUGAACGUCUGAAGACAGGUUCAACCUUAGGCAAUGAUCGCUACCUUCCAACUAGUGAGUCGUCGAAAUUAGGUGCUUGUCGUCCAAUGACUUCUGUUCGCGCCGCCGGGUUUUCGUCAAGUCUACGACGUAGCACGGCUUUUGGAAAGUUCAGUGUGGACUUUUCUCCUGUUAAUCAUUCAGCUGCUGAAUUCGGUUCUAUCGGAAUCAGUGCUCCUCCACUUGAACAGAAGCCUGAAGAUUCCUCUGAGACUCAGAUGCAAGAAAUGGAAAAAAAGGUGACGCAACUCUUUGAAGAGAGCUGUUUGGCGGCAGCUGGUGGAAAUAUAAGUGUAGCGCUCGAAAAGGCUAAGGAGGCCGGUCGCAAAGAGCGCGUUCUAGUGCGUCAACGUGAACAGCUGGGGAUGGGGGACCAAAUUAACCUCGAUCUAACUUAUUCCAUCCUCUUCAACCUCGCCAAUUGCUAUGAGCUAGCAGGCUUGAAUCACGAGGCACUAAACACCUAUCAGGCUAUUGUUCGCAACAAGAUGUUCUCACAUGCAGGAAGACUCAAAGUUAACAUGGGAAACAUCUACUUUCGUCAGAAGAACUAUACGAAAGCCAUCAAAUUGUACCGUAUGGGCUUGGAUCAGGUACCUAAAACUCACAAAUCAAUGCGGAUAAAGAUCAUGCAAAACAUCGGAAUAGCCUUUGUGAAACUACGUCAGUACAAUGAUGCCAUCACGGCUUUUGAGCACAUAAUGCAGGAGGAUGCGGGAAUAAAGACGGCUCUGAAUCUGAUUCUCUGCUACUUUAGGGUUGGAGAUAAGAAUAAUAUGAAAUACACAUUUCAACGGCUUCUUAAAGUCGACUUGCACCUUGAUGAUGGGGAGCGGUACCUUUCACAUGCUGAUGAUGGGAAAUAUGACAGCAUUUUGGAAGUCAUAAAGAACGAUGAUUUACGGCAAUAUGAGAAGACUAGGAGGGCACAUGCGGAGUCUGUGAUUAAAAUGGUCGCCAAAAUAAUUGCUCCGGCUAUAGAAUCAAGCUUCAACUUGGGCUAUACAUGGUGCAUUGAACAAACCAAGAACUCUGCAUAUCGCGAACUUCCUAAUGACUUGGAAAUCGAUAAGGCGUUGAUGUAUCUCAGACAACGUGACUUUCAUCCGGCCAUAGAGACAUUGAAAUCGUUUGAAAACAAGGACACCCGAACGGCUUGCACAGCUGCAACAAACCUCUCCUUCCUUUACUUCCUUGAGGGAGACUUUGCACAAGCCGAUCGGUAUGCCAAUCAGGCGUUGGCGGCCGACCGCUACAGUCCUGCUGCUUUGGUGAACAAGGGAAAUAUCCUAUUCAAGCAGGGGCAGUUGGAGAGAGCACGUGACUGCUAUCGUGAAGCCCUGCAGGACGAUCCAACCUGUGUGGAGGCGCUCUACAAUUUCGGUCUAGUCGCUAAACAACUCGACAGACUAGAGGAGGCAUUGGAUGCCUUCUAUAAGAUCCAUGCGAUGCUUCCUAACAAUGUUUUGGUGAUGUACCAGAUGAUGGAUAUCUAUGAGCGGAUGGGCGAUCUCUCACAGUCACAAGACUGGUUUCUUCAACUGCAUGGACUCGUUCCAUCAGAUCCCUUUCUUUUGCAACACUGUGGCGACUGUUUUGAGCGAAUUGGCGACAAAUCCCAGGCCUUCUCUUAUUACUACGACUCAUUUAAGUAUUAUCCUUGCAACUUCGAGGUGAUUGAAUGGCUCGGGGCCUACUAUAUUGAGUCGCAGUUUUGCGAAAAAUCUAUCAGCUACUUUGAGCGUGCUGCGUUGAUGCAACCAAAUCAAAUAAAGUGGCAACUGAUGAUUGCCUCCUGCCACCGAAAGAGUGGAAAUUACCAACAAGCUCUCGAAAUGUAUAAGAAAAUUCACAAUAAAUUCCCAGGAAAUAUUGAAUGUCUCCAGUUUCUCGUUAGACUGCACAAGGAUAUGGGCCUACCCGAGGCAGAUGAAUACCUCUCCCGAUUGAAGAAGGCGGAGAAAAUUCGCGAGGCUCGUGAACAACGGGUGCUUUCUGCCUCCAGUCGUCAACCCUUAAGCACAGGUGUUUUUGGACAACCAAGUGAGAGCCUUGACAGCAUAAGCGGGGGUAGUCGCGAUAGCAGCGCAACCACAAGACGCCGAGUGCAUGGCAGUUAUAUAAGAUCUUCCGCCUACGCCAUAUCUCGUCUAACUAAUGGGCUACCACCAGCAGCAUCCUCGUCGUCGCUUCAUUUGCCUGACACCGACGCGGAAGAUGAAGAUGGACAUGACCUUCCGCGACAACAGCAUCGCUCUGACGCCUUAAAUCCAAUGGAAGUGAGCUACGUAGAUCCCCUAGGACCCUCUGCAGAGCGACCCCGUACUGCUGUCAAAACUCGCCGUUCUGUUGCGGAAGAAUUUGUUGAUGAUUGUGCUGUUGAUAAUCUGUUGCCUGAUUGA